UCCUCACAUUCAAGUGCAUUGCGAGCCCUGUAUAAAACUAAAAGCAGAGGCAGUGAAUUACAGAAUGAGAUGCAGUGUUUGGUGAAAGAGAUGGUGAACUCAAGACUACAAGCCUUGGGUUUGCUGGGACUGCUGUUCUGUGCAAACAGUGUGCAAGGUCAGGGAAACAGUUCGACUCCCUCCAAUGCAAGUAUCGUUGGAUUUGCUGUUGUCCUCUCGUUUCUCAUAAUAGCUCUUUGUAUUGUUGUCCUGCUGUGUGUCUGCUUUGGUAAGUGUAGGCUGCCUUGUAAACCCACCCGAGUGCACGAGGUGGAGAUCAGUAGAAGUGAUCAAGAUCCACGAAGACGCUCAAACAGAGGACAUUUAGUACCUCAACCGUCCCCCAAGAAUUAUAGAUUACGACCAUCUAGUCUUGACAACACGACCAGUGUUCACCCUGAUAGUGAUAGAGAGCAACGAUAUGCCUCCCUCCCUCCCUCCAACGUUCUGUCUACAUCCGUAGCACUAGCUACUCUCACCUCCCCACCUCGAUAUUUGUUCACACCGGGUACGCAAAACCCACAGCAGCUAAUGGAGGCUGUCAACACACUGCCAACUUCCUCUUCCAAUAACAAGGUGGUUCAUUUGAGUCAAAUCAAUGCAGAGUCCUUCAAGAAGAUAACAAACAGUAGCAAGGAAUAUUCACAGCAGCAAAGAAGUGCAUCACUCAACACCAGGACAGCAUCUGGCCACCAGCAAAGAGAUUCAGACCAAGAAAAGAUAUCAAUUUCAAACAGAAUAGUGAGACCACCUGACAUUCCUGAAUGUGGACUUCCCUACCAACCUCAAAAGUCACCACUCACUCCUCGUGGAUAUCAUUCAACCAAUAGAUCUGCACACAGUUUUCCUCAACGAUCAGUUAGCUCAAACCCUCGACCAGGUCCAAUUCCUUAUUUGAGCAAUGCACCAGCAGCUCGAGUUGAGAGUCCUCUGCAAGACACAACGGAUGAAAUUAGCAGCUCUAUUAACGAUCAAGGACACUAUGCGUUUCCACGGCCACAGGAGCAUCAAGACCAAAGAACUGUACGAGGGUCAUCAAAGGUCUCCUCAACAAAAACUCCUCCACCCUCAUACUCAACUGUGGUGUAGCUAGCUAUUGUGUAUGCCCCCUCAACAAUGCAUUUAUUUUUUGCUAUUUUUAUGCCACUAAUAAUGAGCUUUUUGUACAAAAUAAUGUUUUGCACAACAUUUCAA
Molecule: messenger RNA, 1233 nt
Organism: Halichondria panicea
Lineage: Eukaryota; Metazoa; Porifera; Demospongiae; Suberitida; Halichondriidae
Exons: 2
Coding region: 70-1128 (352 amino acids)
Source: RefSeq, a predicted model, not a curated record